This is a messenger RNA of Microdochium trichocladiopsis, 1772 nucleotides long. RefSeq lists its product as uncharacterized. Gene Ontology annotation, molecular function: N-acetyltransferase activity. NCBI's taxonomy places the organism in Eukaryota, Fungi, Ascomycota, Sordariomycetes, Xylariales, Microdochiaceae. The record is from RefSeq and is a predicted model, not a curated record. Bases 1 to 1641 code for a protein of 546 amino acids. The transcript is spliced from 2 exons.
AUGGCCGCCGCCGCCACAGCCACUGGCCGCCCAGCAGUCAUCCGCAAGCUGGGACACCUCGACGUCUACCACUCGGCCUGGCACACCCUCCGCCAUCUCAUCGCCGUCGUCAUCGCCUGCCGCUAUGCCGUCCCGAGCUCCCCAGGUCUCUCCGAGCAGCAGCUCAGGACCGUCUUUGAGCAUGCCGUCGCCCGCACCGUCCUAGACCACCCAGUGCUCCGCGUCGGCAUCAUCGAUGACACCUCAAAGAAGCCCAUCUGGGCCCGCAUCCCCUCGGUAGACCUUGCUGCCCACAUGGACUGGCAGACGCUCGAUUGCACCUCUGAGCAAGACUACGAGACCAAGCUGCAGGCGCUCAUCGACCACCACCAUGACACCCAGUUCACAGAGCUUGCCACCAAGCCCGGUUGGCGAAUGACGCUGUUGCGCCGUCGCAUUUCGAGCCCCGGAAAUCUUUCCGCUGUAGACGGCACCGCGGCACCCGCCAGCGGCCUCGAGCCCUUUGUCGAGGUUGUCUUCUCUUGGAACCACGCCAACUUUGACGGCAUGGGUGGCAAAAUCUUCCACGAGACACUCCUCGGCAACCUCAACAAGGUCGCGUCAGCCGCGAAGGAUGACAUCCAGCUUCCUCUAGAGGGCCAUGUGCUCGACUUGGCCGCCUACCCGCUCAACAAGAAGAACUUCACUCCCAAUCUACAUGACGUCACAAAGCUGCCAGUCACGCCCGGCUUCACAGUCAAGACGGCUUGGAAGGAGCUCAAGCCUGCCAAGAAGACUGCUGCUGACCCUGCAGUCUCGACAAAUUCUCAUGGCACGUUGUGGGCGCCCUGCGUGGAGGAGCCGUACAAGACGCACACGCUGCGCUCGCACCCACUUGACGGGCCCGCCCUCAGCAGAGUCCUUGCGCUCUGCCGCAAACAGGCAGGCGGCGGUGUCACGCUCACUGCCUUACUUCAUGCUCUGUGCCUGUCGUCCAUGGCCCCUCUGUUUCCUGCCGGCACAGCAACAACAGGCACUGUGCCACCACCAGAUUAUUUCGAGGCAGGCACCGCUCUGAACUUCCGGCGCUUCCUCAAGCCCAGUCCCCCGGGUUAUCCAGGCUUUGAACCUAGCCGAACCAUGGCCAACUAUGUUACAUCCCUGGACCACAAGUUUGGCCCUGACAUAGUUGCUGAGAUCCGCAAGACCGACGCCUCAGAUGAUCCUUCAGGUGUCCAGCUUACCGAUGCCACCAAAGCUGUAGUGUGGAGAGCCGCAGCACAAAUCAAGCGUGAUCUGCAAGCCCGGAUGGACCUCGGCGUCAAGAACGACCAGGCUGGCCUGAUGGCUCUGGUGGGCGACUGGCGAGCCCAGCACAGCGCCAGCGCCAAGAAGCCGCGGCAUUUCGCGUGGGCUUUGAGCAACAUUGGCGUGAUUAACGGCGGCGACGGUACCAGCGGCAACAAUUGGACCAUCGACAAGUCGUGGUUCACGGUGGGCGCCAUGGUCACGGGGGGCGUGUUCAUGGUCAGCCCCGUCGCGGUGAAAGGUCAGGGCUUGUUCCUGGCCUGCACAUGGCAAGAUGGCGUCGUGGAGAAGCAGUUUGCCGAGAAGUUCUUUGCCAGGCUGGAUGCGAGGCUGCGGGAACUUGCGGUUGAGUGAGAAAAGAUGCGCCGAUGAGUAAUGCUAUGAGCAUCUCAUCUCAUGUUGCCAAUCUAUAGCAUAUAAUCAGCGAGAUAAUAUUGUAGCAUGCAGCGGAAUAGACCAAAAAAAAAGAAACACUUCACGCGCUC